AUGCCGCCCGUACGACCUCACCAUCAUAACCACAGCGUGGCUAGAAGCAACGAGCAGACUGAGCGGGAGAUGACUACAUCUGAACGCAGUCUUGUCGAUAGUUUUUUUGAAGAGCAUCAUUACGAAGCAGGAAUUGUCACCCUAGACCAACUUCGUUCAUCAUCAUCGAUGCCCUCACCCCCCUCACUAGAGGCUCAAGGAGAUGUCAAAAUCGCCCAAGGCGCAAAUACGGACCCUCCAAAACAACACUCCCAUUUACCCUCUCUAGCUGAUGUUGCAGCCGCCCAACGAUGUCUUCAAGCUUUUGGAGAGACAAACUCACCUCAAUCUUUACUCAGGGCUAUACCAUCGUACGACGGAUCGAAUAGCUCCCUCUCAGAGGGUGCAAACAGUGUUGAAGACGAAGAGGAGUCUUUCCUGUAUAAGGAAGCAAAACGGAUACAGAGCUGCAGAGGCUGCUGGCAACUGCUGAGAGCCGACUUUUUGCGGCCUGUGGGUGAUGAAGCGAGCAUUCCUAUCGAUGGACGCACCAAACACCGAACAAGAAACUCAGGCCAGAGUGACGAUGAUAUCUCGUCGACGGCGGUCGUUGGUCCAACUGCUUGGCCAGUCUUGGAGUGGUUGGUCUUCCUGUUCGAAAAGGAUGAGGAGAAUACAGCGGCUUCUGGACAAUCCCGCUAUUCCCCAUGUUUGUUGUCCCAUAUCCCCCCUGCCAGGACAAAAACGCGCGGAAAAGAGGACUUUUCAGCACCUUUAGACGUCGUGUUUUACUGCCUCAAUCAAGAAGAUCGUUGUUUACGGUCACUCGGGUCACGCCUGAUUCGGCUGGUGGUCAAUCUCACGUCCAGCAGCCUCGUGGAUAUUCACAUGCUGGUCCAGCUCAUCCGUGCGCGGGUCAUCGUUGAAUCGUCUGACCUUUCGCGCCUGCUUUCUGUCUUGGACGGAGACGCCACUACGGUCAGGACUUUCAAGAUCGCUCUAUGCUCAACCUACCUUUCCGAAUCGUCAUCCCGCACCACUCGAUCUGCACCCGGACGCGCUCGUGCAAACCCUCGUCGCGUUCCGAAACGCAAUCGCACGACAACUGAUAGCAAAAGUGGCGACGCCACGAGUGUUGCAGAAAUUAACCUGGCCCCUGCGCUCGACGCCCCUUUUGUCAGCAGAGGUUAUGAACUCCCACCUGCUUCCAGCAUCACUGAACUAGUGACACGUUCAUCAAACCCCGAGGACACCAAUUUCGGGAUCGCGAAAAUUGAGCUCAUCUCCAACUAUUCCAUACUCCAGCAGACCCUGGACUAUUCGGAGCGUAACGAGGAGUGGGUAGAAAUGCUGCGUGACGGGAAGGUCAUGAGCGCUGUGGAGAGUUCUUUCCGUGACGAGACAUCUGACAUUAUUGAGCAGCUACGGGGUAUCUGGUCCAGUACACUCUCUACUCCGUGA
Stereum hirsutum FP-91666 SS1 is the source of this 1440-nucleotide messenger RNA. RefSeq lists its product as uncharacterized. The record is from RefSeq and is a predicted model, not a curated record. NCBI's taxonomy places the organism in Eukaryota, Fungi, Basidiomycota, Agaricomycetes, Russulales, Stereaceae. The transcript is spliced from 4 exons. The coding region runs from base 1 to 1440 and encodes 479 amino acids.